This is a messenger RNA of Megalops cyprinoides (Indo-Pacific tarpon), 748 nucleotides long. RefSeq names its product mitochondrial ribosomal protein L27 (gene mrpl27). Lineage: Eukaryota; Metazoa; Chordata; Actinopteri; Elopiformes; Megalopidae. The record is from RefSeq and is a predicted model, not a curated record. Gene Ontology annotation, molecular function: structural constituent of ribosome. The coding region runs from base 30 to 473 and encodes 147 amino acids. The transcript is spliced from 4 exons. Gene Ontology annotation, cellular component: mitochondrial large ribosomal subunit; ribosome. Gene Ontology annotation, biological process: translation.
AAAGGUCAAAGUGUGUGUGGGAUGUCAAGAUGGCGUUGCUCGCGUCCUUGCUUCUGAAAUCCAGACUGGGCAUCCAGUUGUCCUGCCAGCCCUCCAUAACAGUGUCUGCGAGGUGUGCGUCCAAGAAGGCAGGAGGAAGCAGUAAGAAUCUGGGUGGGAAAAGUCCUGGUCGCAGAUAUGGAUACAAGAAAAGAGAUGGAAAUUUUGUCCAUGCUGGAAACAUCCUAGCAACACAGCGGUUUUUACGCUGGCAUCCAGGAGCGCAUGUCGGGAUCGGAACCAACAAUACCCUGUAUGCCCUUGAAGAUGGUAUUGUCAGAUUCACCAAGGAAGUCUACAUACCACCUCCUCGCAGCAGAGAAGCGUUCUCAGUGAUCUGCAAGCUCCCGAAGGGUGCAUUGCUCUAUAAGACAUUCAUCAAUGUCGUCCCAAAAAAGCAGGAGGGAAACUUCAAACUUGUGGGCAUGUUAUGAGACUGGCGUCUCCCUGCCCAGUGGAACGCCACAGCACAGAGAUGUUAUCUCUGCCUGUAAGGGGCAAUAUGUUUGCACUGCCCCACCAGACUCAUCUGUCACUUAUUCAUUUUUUUAAAUUCUUUUCAGUUGCAUCACUUUGGUCAUGGAUUUUGUGUGUUCCUGCAAUGAGAGCAAUGCUUAAUUAAUGCAGUGUCAGUUUGGCAGUAUCAUAUGUUUGCAAACAUUGCAAUUAUUUGUUACUACAAUAAAAUACUGUAUAUACAGUUGCAUCA